Wasmannia auropunctata (little fire ant) is the source of this 2751-nucleotide messenger RNA. Its product is annotated as sialoadhesin-like. Lineage: Eukaryota; Metazoa; Arthropoda; Insecta; Hymenoptera; Formicidae. The transcript is spliced from 15 exons. The record is from RefSeq and is a predicted model, not a curated record. The coding region runs from base 15 to 2420 and encodes 801 amino acids.
AGACGUUCGUCAGUAUGCUGCGGAUAUUGAUAGUGCUGACGUGCUUCGAGAUAUCGACGUUCGCCAGUGCACAGUCGAAAGGAACCACUACUUUCGACAGCGAUGCGAACAGCGACGAACCUGAGCAUCCGAUACCCGUGGAGUCGAUACAGGGGGUGGCGGGUCAGAGGACGAUCCUGCCGUGUAACAUACAGCCCCGCGAGUCGAAUGACGCCGUCUCCAUGGUGCUCUGGUUCAAAGAGGACAGCGGCGAACCUCUGUACAGUUACGACGCAAGAAGUCGGCAGUUCGGAAAGGCGAAAUUGUGGAGCGCCGCGCAUUUUUGGGGCCACCGGGCGUCUUUUCGUGCGAGCUCGCCGGCGCAGCUGACACUUCAGGACCUUCGACAAAGUGACGAGGGUGUCUACAGGUGCAGGGUCGAUUUCCGAAACUCGCCGACGCGAAACUUGAAAGUUAAUCUCACCGUUAUCGUGCCACCGGCGAAGCCGAUAAUCUAUGAUGCGAAGAGGCGAGACAUGAGUAAACUUCUCGAGGCUUACCCGGAGGGUGCUGACCUGUUCCUGGUCUGCGAAGUGCACGGAGGUAAACCCAGACCGCAAGUCUCGUGGUAUCUGGAAUCGCAGAACAUCCAUGCGUCUACCGAAGUUCGAGAGACGCAGAGACCGGGCGGCGAGACCAACGUCGUAACCAUCAGCAACGUGACUGUGAAAGCUCUCACGAGGAGGCAUCAUCAUGCCAAGCUGUCCUGCCGAGCGAAUAACACUCAAUUAGCGCCGCCACCCACCACCACCGUCGUCAUAGAGCUUAACAUGAGGCCGCUCAAGGUGGAGAUUUUGGGGAAGGACCAGAUCCUAUCGGCAGGGAAGACAUAUGACGUGAAGUGCCAGAGCACCGGCUCGAGGCCGCCGGCGGUUCUGACCUGGUGGAAAUCCUCGAAGCAGCUGAAGGGACAGAAGAAAAACGACGGCGUGAGUCUGCAAUUCACGCCGACGGUGGAGGACGAGGGGAAGUUCCUGGUGUGUCGUGCCGAGAAUCCGAAGCUGCCGGAAGCCGGUAUCGAGGACCGAUGGAAGCUGAGAGUGCACUUUGCGCCGAUCGCCAGCCUCAAGAUCGGUUCCACUCUGAACCCGAAGAACAUCAAGGAGGGCUCCGACGUUUACUUCGAGUGCAACGUCAGGGCGAAUCCCAGAUCACACAAACUGACCUGGUUCCACGAGAAGGAGGAGCUGCAUCACAACGUCACCGCCGGCGUGGUGCUCUCGGACCACUCGCUGGUGCUGCAGAGCAUAACUCGAGAGUCCGCCGGAGGGUACACCUGCAUGGCCGCGAAUGUCGAGGGCCGCGCCAAGUCCAACGUAGUCAAUCUUGAGGUUAUGUUCGCGCCCGUUUGCAAGUACGUGCAGCUGAACUCGGGCUCGAGGCACCAGAACGCCACCCCGCCGCCGUACAACGUGCCCGAGGAGGUGCACGGCGCCCUCAAGCACGAGACCAUAAGUUUAGUUUGCGAGGUCGAGGCCAGCCCCACCAACGUGACCUUCCAUUGGACCUUCAACAGCAGCGGCGACCUCAGCGACGUUCCGUCCACCAACUUCACCAACGAGGGCAUAACCAGCAGGCUUAAUUACACCCCGGUAACCGAUACGGAUUACGGGGUCCUGGGCUGCUGGGCCAGCAACUCCGUCGGCCACUCCAAGCAACCCUGCCUCUACCAGGUCAUCGCCGCAGGUUCCUGCAGACCUUACCCGUUGCAGAACUGCACGACCUACAACAUAAACGGUUCCUGGGUGAGGAUAUCCUGCGUCGAGGGAUACGACGGUGGUCUACCGCAGAAAUUCGUCGCCAUCGUCGGCAAACGGCGUCUGGAAUCAUCUCUCCCUUUCUGGGAGUUUCAGAUGCUCAGGCCGGCGAAGGUUGCCCUUUACGCGGUAAACGCGAAGGGCUCGAGCGAGCCGUACGCCAUAGAGGUCGUCCUGAAAGGGGUCGCCAAAUUCACCGGCGAAUCGACGUCCUCGACCGACAUGUCACCGAUUUUGAUUGGACUUGGUGGCACGGCGACCGGUCUGGGAUUAAUCGUGACCGGUGUGCUAAUGGCACUCUGGAGGAGGCACGCGGCCACCCCGGCGAAGCCGAAGCCGCCGCAGCAGCCUAGCAUCGCGACUUUCGCGGGGAAGGGCGAGGAGGAAGACGGCAAUCCGGAUCUCAUACCCACGACGGCCUUGACCAACCAUCUAACUGAUAGAAAGCUUCCUCGUUACGGGUCCCUGCCACGAAGACCACGUCAGCUGGAAGGACGCGAGAUGUCCCACGACGUCCUAGAAGAUUCAGAUUAUCCGAGAGCAUCGCCGAACACUACAUUCUACAGUCUCCAAAGGCCGCACUCGGAGACGAUCAGCAGGAGCAUUCAGGAGAGCUGCAUUUAAGGGUCAAACGCCGGCUGGGACAUUAAGAGAAGUGGGCGGACGACAGUCUAGACGGAUGGACGAGAAGAUCCAGACGUCUGCUGCAUCGCCUAACUUCCGGGUCGUCGACCAUCGUUCAACAGGGUAUAGGAGGCCCCUGGACCAUGGCUGAUGCAGGCUGGGAGGCAGGGAGACGAGGGAGAGAAAGAGAAAGAGAGAGGAGUCACACGCUUGUGCCACGUUUUGCACGCGUUCAAGCGUACCAAAGUCAUUUAUAUAGCCACUUGAUUCACACUACGCCUUUGUAAAUAUUGUAUAUAAAUAAAACACUUUUUCGUGUUACAACCCUUUC